UUUACCUCAGAGCAAGCAUAGGCUUAUGAUACAGGACUACGUUUUAAAUGCAUACGAUAUACACAGAAUUGUGCAUACGUUGUGACUCUCACCUACAUUGUCUGGAUCUCUAUUUGAACUAUGACAUCUGUGACCACUAUUAAACAAACAGCUCUCCGCUACACGAAUUGUAGACGUGUAAAUGAUCGUCUAUUUGGUAGAAAGUUCAAGGCAAUGUUUGGCGCCUCAGCACUGGUAGUCACGAUCAUUUAUGACAAGCUGACAACGCAACUUCACACCCGUGCUACACCAACACAUCUGUUAAUGGGUAUGCACUUCUUAGCAUGCUACCCAAAGGAUGAUGUCGGGGCAUCAACAUUCAGAGUCACCACAAAGGCAUAUAAUGAAUGGCAUUGGUACGUCGUCGAGCAGAUAGCCAGACUGACCGGGAUCGUAGUAUGGGAAGAUCGAAAGUUGUUGUUGGAUCCCGAUGAGAUGUCAAAUACGUUCGUUACGGUGGACGGAAUUGAUUGCAAUGUUCCUGAAGCCCAUCCUUUUCGAGCCUCAUUGAUGUCUCACAAAACGAGACACGCCGCUUAUAAAUACGAAUUAGUAAUUUCAAUCAGAGCUGGGAUAUUUGCUUCGUCAAGGGAGGGGGGGGGGGGCGGGGGGUUGAAGCAGGGACAGCUGACAUCACUCUAUCGCGAGAUUGCCUAGUUUAUAUGCUUGACAAGGGAGAAAAAAAUCGUUGCAGAUAAGGGAUAUGAGGAUGGCUUUGAAUACUUCCUCACGCCUUUAGAAGCUACAGUUGAGAAUGCGGCAGCAAACGCAAUGAUGAAGCGCUGGUGUGCCCGACAUGAAACAGCUAACGGCAGAACGCGUAGUUUCUAUAUUCUCAAAAACACAUUCCGCACCUCCAGGUUAAAGCAUUCAAUAUGUUUUAUGGCCGUUGCAAUUAUCGUGCAACUGUCUAUUCGCAGCGGUCAUCCUCUAUUUGAUAAGUGUUGAUCUCGGACCACAGCGCAAUCUGGACACAAUUUCAAAGUCAGGCAAUACUAUGCAGUACUACACAAGCGGCGACACGCGUACAUUGCUGUAUUUUCGUGUCCUGAUUCAUAAAUAUCAUGCAUACGUGUUAUGCAUGCUCUAUUUUUCUACAUUCAACUAUAUCAUACGAGCAGACCCAUGUGUGUUGGUAUCGAAGAGAUGCUCACAACACACACACAGUAUCCUUAAGGCCAAGAGCGGUUGACAAAAAACACAUAUAAAUAUCCUAGCCGAACAUAUAAAGGUAUACUGCACCC
Sphaeroforma arctica JP610 is the source of this 1283-nucleotide messenger RNA. RefSeq lists its product as hypothetical. Bases 121 to 696 code for a protein of 191 amino acids. The transcript has 2 exons. Lineage: Eukaryota; Ichthyosporea; Ichthyophonida. The record is from RefSeq and is a predicted model, not a curated record.